Messenger RNA from Mauremys mutica (yellowpond turtle), 2651 nucleotides. It is a transcript of the gene IGF2BP1, whose product is annotated as insulin like growth factor 2 mRNA binding protein 1. Bases 79 to 1809 code for a protein of 576 amino acids. Gene Ontology annotation, molecular function: mRNA 3'-UTR binding. The transcript is spliced from 15 exons. NCBI's taxonomy places the organism in Eukaryota, Metazoa, Chordata, Testudines, Geoemydidae. Gene Ontology annotation, cellular component: nucleus; cytosol; cytoplasm. Gene Ontology annotation, biological process: nervous system development; regulation of gene expression. The record is from RefSeq and is a predicted model, not a curated record.
CCCUAUCAACCCUUCCUCCCCCCCCCUUCCCUCUCUUAACACCCACCCACCGACCAUCCACAUCUCUUGUGAUCCACCAUGAACAAGCUGUACAUUGGGAAUCUAAACGAAAACGUGACUCCAGGCGAUUUGGAGAAAGUCUUCAAUGACCACAAGAUCUCCUUCAGUGGUCAGUUUCUGGUGAAAUCGGGCUAUGCCUUUGUGGACUGCCCUGAUGAGCAAUGGGCUAUGAAAGCCAUCGAAACUUUUUCUGGGAAAGUGGAGCUCCAUGGAAAACAGCUAGAGAUUGAACAUUCAGUACCCAAAAAGCAAAGGAGCCGCAAAAUUCAGAUAAGAAAUAUCCCACCCCAGUUACGAUGGGAGGUGUUGGAUGGUUUGCUAGCUCAGUAUGGUACUGUAGAAAAUUGUGAACAAGUGAACACAGACAGCGAGACGGCCGUCGUCAACGUCACCUAUUCAAACCGGGAGCAGACCAGACAGGCGAUCAUGAAACUGAAUGGGCACCAGCUGGAAAACCAUGCACUGAAAGUCUCCUACAUCCCCGACGAACAGUCCAUGCAGGGGCCUGAGAACGGGCGGCGGGGCGGCUUCGGCACACGGGGGGCCCCCAGGCAGGGCUCGCCCGUCGCUGCAGGAGCGCCCGUAAAGCAGCAGCCGGUGGACAUCCCACUCCGACUCCUGGUGCCCACGCAGUACGUGGGGGCCAUCAUCGGCAAGGAGGGGGCCACCAUCCGCAACAUCACCAAGCAGACGCAGUCCAAAAUCGACGUGCACAGGAAGGAGAACGCGGGAGCAGCGGAGAAAGCCAUCAGCAUCCAUUCCACCCCCGAGGGCUGCUCGGCGGCCUGCAAGAUGAUCUUGGAGAUUAUGCAGAAGGAGGCAAAAGACACCAAGACAGCUGACGAGGUUCCCUUGAAGAUCCUGGCCCAUAAUAACUUUGUGGGGCGGCUGAUCGGCAAAGAGGGGCGGAACCUGAAGAAGGUGGAACAGGACACGGAGACGAAAAUCACCAUCUCGUCUUUGCAGGAUCUGACUCUCUACAACCCUGAAAGGACGAUCACGGUGAAGGGCUCCAUCGAGAACUGCUGCAAAGCCGAGCAGGAGAUCAUGAAGAAAGUGAGGGAAGCUUACGAAAACGACGUGGCUGCCAUGAGCCUACAGUCUCAUCUGAUCCCCGGCCUUAACUUGGCUGCUGUCGGACUCUUCCCGGCUUCUUCCAACGCGGUGCCACCGCCUCCAAGCAGCAUCUCCGGGGCAGCGCCGUACAACUCCUUCAUGCCCCCAGAGCAAGAGACGGUGCACGUCUUCAUCCCCGCGCAGGCAGUCGGCGCGAUCAUCGGCAAGAAAGGACAGCACAUUAAACAGCUCUCCAGAUUUGCGAGCGCCUCCAUCAAGAUCGCACCACCCGAGACACCGGAUUCCAAAGUGCGCAUGGUUAUAAUCACUGGCCCGCCAGAAGCUCAGUUCAAGGCACAAGGACGAAUUUACGGCAAACUCAAGGAGGAAAACUUUUUUGGGCCUAAAGAAGAAGUGAAGCUGGAGACGCACAUUAGGGUCCCUGCCUCGGCCGCAGGGAGAGUUAUCGGCAAAGGAGGCAAAACUGUCAACGAACUGCAGAACCUGACGGCAGCAGAGGUGGUGGUGCCACGGGACCAGACUCCUGAUGAGAACGAGCAAGUCAUCGUAAAAAUCAUUGGACACUUCUAUGCCAGCCAGAUGGCGCAGCGCAAGAUACGCGAUAUCCUGGCCCAAGUGAAACAGCAGCAUCAGAAGGGACAGAGCGGUCAGACGCAAGCGCGGAGGAAAUAAGAGCCGCUAGCACGCGACGACUGUGACAAAAAUUGGAAAAUGAAUGAGUCGAUGCCGGGCUUAAGAGUGGCUGGGAAUCAGUUACCGUAGACAGAUGAUAACUUUUCAUGACCAGAUUGAGAUUAAAAGGCAGUUUGAUUGGCUUCCAAGGUAGAUGCCUACAUUUAAAAAAAAAAGAAAAAAGAAAAAAAAAAGGAUCAAUUAGCUAAACAAUCUAUAUGCCGCAAAGGCUGCUUAAAUGAAGCAACAUGUGCUGCGGUGUGUGUCACCCCCCAACAUCCUCUUGCUGCUGUGAUUGGCCAGCGCCUAGCAACGGAGGUUCCACCAUCCCUUGCCGCAGCGCUGCAGUGAAUCUAGUGCGUAGCAAUUAAAGUUGGAAACAGUCCGUCCCCUCCCACCCCACCCCCCGCACUGCAGCAGAUGCAACAUAGAUGCUCAUUUAAGUUGACUUUUGUGGGCCAGUCCACCCCCAACUUGUGGUGCCCUCAUACCCUUCGUAGAAGAGUUCCAGGGUGCGGCUUUCUGGCCAUCACGUUACACAUAGAAAUGAGACUGAUUAAAAAACAAAAAAAAACAAAAAAAUUCUUAGAGCAAAGUAACUUUUCUUAGUGCUGAUUUUAGAAAUUCCAAAAGAUAGGAUGGUUCCUACUCCCAUUCGCAGUAAAAUCUAGCGUGGGUGGUGGUUUUAGAACAAAAUGGACUCGGAUAACACCGGAACCCUGCACUGAUCAGUCUUAGAACAUCCGAGAACAUGAUGGAGGAGAGAGAACUCUCUUCCAUUUUGUACCAAACUCAGUGCAAUGACUUUGCAAAGCCUUAUAAGACAGGAGAGCAGCUAUAUU